GAUGCGGCAUCCCGGAAGCGCUCAGCUGUGGUCUCGUCUGCUCGCGCGCGUGCUUCUCUUCGUCCCUGGUCUCCUCCGUCCGGCCUGAUGGCUCACUAGGACCAUGCCGCCGCUGACACCACUGCAUGUGUUGAGGAAGAAGCAUACCUGACCUCGCCAUGUUGGUGACGGCCUACCUGGCCUUCGUCGUGCUGCUGUUUCUGUGCGCGGCUCUGGAGCUCGCCGCCCGCAAGCUGACCCCGCAGGCCGGCUCCGCCUCCGUGGUCAACCCCGCCUUCCGCCGCUUCCAGACGGUCUUCCUGCAGGCCUACCUGCUGGCUCUGUGGUCCGACUGGCUCCAGGGACCCUACCUCUACAAGCUCUACCGUCACUACAGCUUCCUGGAGUCGCAGAUCGCCAUCCUGUACGUGUGCGGCCUGGCCUCCUGCGUCCUGUUCGCUCCCGUCUCCGGCUGGCUCCCGCUGCUGCUGGGCCGCCGCCGCACCUGCCUGCUCUUCUGCCUGUCCUACUCGGCCUGCUGCCUCACCAAACUCUCCAGAGACUACUUUGUUCUGAUCGUGGGCCGCGUGCUGGGGGGUCUGUCCACGUCCCUGCUGUCCACCACCUUCGAGUCCUGGUACCUGCACCGGCACGUGGAUGUCCGGGACUUCCCCAAGGAGUGGAUCCCUGGCACCUUCGCCAAAGCCGCCACCUGGAAUCACGGGCUGGCCGUCGGCGCCGGACUGGUCGCCAACAUGCUGGCCGAGUGGCUCCGCCUGGGCCCGGUGGCUCCGUUUCUCCUGGCGGUUCCGUGCUUGGCGUGCUGCGCCUGGCUGGUGCUGACCCAGUGGGCCAGGGAAGAGGCGGACGGUGGUGCGGAAGGCGACGAGCGCCCGCCGAUCCCCGGAGCCUCCGCUCCAGCCCAGAGUCGCCUGUCUGCCAAAGCCCGGUUCUACCGCAGCUGCCACGACGGCUUGCGCUGCCUGCUGUCGGACCGGCGGGUUCUGCUUCUGGGUGGGGUCCAGGCGCUGUUCGAGAGCGUCCUCUACAUAUUCGUCUUCCUCUGGACGCCGGUCCUGGAUCCGCAUCGAGCUCCGCUGGGCAUCGUCUUCUCCUGUCUGAUGGCCGCCAGCAUGGCCGGCUCCCUCCUGUAUCGCCUGGCCACCUCCACCCGCUACCGGCUGCAGCCGGGACACCUGCUGUGUCUGGCGGUUCUGCUGGCCUUCUUCUCUUUCUUCAUGCUGACCUUCUCCACGCUGCCGGCUCAGCCCCGGCCGCACGACUCCUUCCUGGCCUUCCUUCUGCUGGAGCUGGCCUGUGGACUCUACUUCCCGGCCGUCAGCUUCCUGCAGAGCCGGGUGGUGCCGGAGGAGAAGCGGGCCGGAGUGCUGGCCUGGUUCCGGCUGCCUCUGCACCUGCUGGCCUGCCUGGGUCUGCUGGCGCUGCACGGGGAGGUGUCUGGUUCUGGAGAGGGGGAGGGGGGCAGUGGCACCAGACACAUGUUCGCCGGCUGCGCCGCCAUGAUGUUCGCGGCGCUGAUGUCCGUCGUCAGUCUCUUCACGCUGAGCCGCCACGACUCGGACCUGAGGCUGGAGGCGGACGGCUUCUGAUGGCUGGAGGCGACGAGACCUCGCUUCUGUUGCGCACCUGUGCUCUCCUGGGUGUCACGGCGUCGCGGGCCGGUGGUGAGCGGGGGGGAGGUGUGGCGGCGAUGUGUGACGCGCCUCACGGACCUGGGUUUUGGAGGGGAAGCGUGUCUCUCCUGGAACUGGGUGUGCGGGUGCACAUGAUCUCUAGAAACGUCGGCGCCACACUUGUCGUUUCUCCUUCAAUUUCUUUGCCUCAGAUUAUAUUUAUUCGCUGGAUCAAUAAAGAGACUGGGAUUCCAAGCCAGUUCGGAGUUGUGUUGAGCACCUGGGACCAAUAGAUGGCGAGUGUUGUCGUUUGGCAACCGGAGAGACGUGUACUUCACCAAAGUGACUUGCGUUCGCUGUGGCCAGGUCAAACGUAGCGCGGCGGCCCACCACUAGAUGGCGCCAUUGCUUCAGAUUGAACACGUUUGCCCAGUUUCAACGGGAGCGCGUUCCGGUGGUUGCAGGUGCGACGGUGACCAUUCACCGCCAGGCGUUCAAAGAACGAAACUGACCGUCAGACUACAGUAAAAGUGCCACUUUUAUCUUCACAACAGUUACAGAUAUACACCUUCAAGUGCCCUAGUUUGGGGUGGCCUGAGGGGGUGCUGCUCGUGAGUGUGACAUCAUCUUCAUCUGACAGCAGACCUGCUCCUGUCUCAUUAGAUCUCUGCACUCAACUGUGCAGAACAGAUUGUCCCUUCAUAAAGAGAAGAGCCAAGGGCCUCUCUUCAUCAGCACCCCCGAGUCUGAGCCUGCGGUUCUCCAGCGCUGGAGGACCCGCUGAGCCGGGUCAUUUUGGUCCGCUGGGCAGUAUUUCCUUCUCCAGUGAGGCGCCAACCCCAUGGCCACCAGCUCAGACCUGCUCCUCUGGAGUCCGUCUUGCUCAAGGGUCGAUGUGGAAGGCCAGCAGCUUCUCAGAGUGCAGGUUGUUGAGGGUCCGUAGGUCGGGCAACCGAAGCAGCAGUUUGGAGAACAGUGUGGCGUGGUCUGGGCGCCGGCGCGUCACCGCAGAGCGCAGCGAGCGGAUCAGACUGUCCUGGAGCUGCUCCACCGCACCGACAUCCGAGAUCCCUGAGAGGUCUGCGGAGGAGGCAGAGCGCGUGUCAGCUGACUCGCAUCAGACCAAGCAGGCAAGCGACUUGACCGACUGACCUGCCUCUCUCACCUGCAGACACCAGCACCACAGCCAUGAACAGCGCCAUCUCGUCUGGCUCCAGGGCCAAAGAGGCCAGCUUGUCGCUGAAGUCGAACAUGGCGUCCAGGAGGGCGCCCAUGCCCAGGGCCUGCAGCGCCGCCCGCGGGUACGUCGGUCCGUUCAGGAAGGUGACGCUGCGCUCGGCCGCGUUGAACAAGUGACAGAAGCGAACCACCAGCACCUGAGCACAGACGUUGGCUGAGAACUCUGGCGACCGCUGGUGGUGCAGCUUGCGGUUUUACCUGGAAGGUUCCAGACUUGAGCAGCAUGACUUGGUCCUGCUGACUCAGCUGCUGGAACCCCGGGAUUCCUUUGGCGAACACCACGACGUCUCUGACGGCCGGAGUGAAGCACUGGGAGAAAGCCUGCCAGACCUCCUGACUGGAGCUCUCCGGGCCGGAGACCGGGCGGGUGUUGAGCGGACAGGCCUGCCGGAGGACAGAGGUCAGCACGGAAAGCAGGCAGCCACCUCUCCUGCGAAGGCCUCCUCUCCUGCGCGUACCAACACUUGAGCGCCGGGCGCCAGCGUCCAUGGGCUCGAGCUGCUCCGGUCGUACGGCCGUGGGCUGUUUGGAGACAUGUGGUGGCUUUGGUCGGAAGUGACUGGACAUGGCCGGUAGCUGCAGGCGCCGUGCAGCUGGGAUGGCGGGAAAUGGUACGGGCGGGAGGCGUGACACUGCUUGGUGACGCUGUGCUGCCCCCUUGUGGUGGCGAAGACGUCCUGGUGUGGCCGGGAGAUGGCGCCUAUGGCCUCCUUGGCGUUGUCGUUCACCGGGCUGCCCGCGGCACUCCUCGCCUCUGACGCCGCCAUUUCAUUCAUGUAGCUCUGCAUCUCCUCCAGGAGGCGCUGUUUCUCUCGUUUGGGGAUGCGGCCAAAACGCACAGCUGUGAGGAGAAACACAGGUGAGUGUCCGCCACAUUCAGCGCGUGGACCUGGCAACAGGUGAGCGUUGAAGAAGUGGCGGUGUGGCUCCACACGCCUGCGCGGGAGGUUUGCUCCUCAGCAACACAGAGGGAAGGUUUAUUUUUAGCGCUCACGCGCUGGUCCCGCCACAGGAAGUAGGCCGGGUCCAGCGCAGCAUCUUGAGAUGCAGCACGCAGCCAAUGAGUCUGCACUGACAGGGGGUCGAGCCGCACUCAUCCGGAGGACGGAGUCCAUCCUUCUCACGAGUCAUGCUCCUGAUGUGGACCAAUCAAGUCGCCCCACUGAAUGUGUGCGAGUCCCAUCAGGAGUGCAGCAGGAAGUCAGCACCCGGGGAGGGGCUGCCCAGCUCCUGCUGUGAGAGCAGGCUGCUCUCGUUUUGGUGGCAGUUGCUGGUGGUUUUCCUGUGCUGGUGGAAAACAGGGUUUCUAGGUUGUGGUCGUGAGGUACCAGCCUCCACCCGGCGCCAGUGUCACCGAGCGUCUUCUCAAAGUCAGCAAACGCGGCCAUGAAACUCCCCAACUAGGUCAGCGCGUUCUCCCGCCGCAGGCCCGGCGCUGUUUUUCUGGGUCAACACUUUCCUUGCAACCUGCGCCCACCCAGUGCAAUCCAUCCGCCCCGACAUGCUCUCUGUUUGUUUGUCUGCCUGAGACCACCAGAAAGAAGAGGCCUCCAUGGUCUGGCGCAGAGCAGUGAGGCCAUUCGGCAGCGUUUGUUUGAGAGGCCCGGCCCGCGUUCUCCCCCUGACGGAGGAGCAAGCCUCACCGUCUCGAGACAUCCCCACCGAGAGGCACUUCUUGAAGCGGCAGUGCUGGCAGCGGUUGCGGUUCGUGCGCAUGAUCAGGCAGUUCUCGUUCUUCACGCACAUCUUGUAGUGGAUGUUCUGCUGGAUGCUGCGGCGGAAGAAGCCCUGCGACAGAGACCUCCAUCAGCUGUGCCACAGCAGGAUGAGGGUGGUGGUCAGGGGGACUCACUUUGCAGCCUUCACAGGCAUGAACCCCGUAAUGGAAGCCUGAGGCCACGUCCCCGCACACUUUGCACAGCAGAACCACCCCGCCGUUUUCUGGGGAGGAGCAGAGGGAAGUUAGAGACGGCCAGCCUCAGAUGUUCAGGGCGUGGAGCAAGGACCAACUUGUGAAUCCACACGGCCUCUUCCCUGAGGCUGGAGGCCCGCUGCUGUAGACCUCUGGAAACUGGAACACCAUCUUGGAAGGUGGGUCGCUGCAGCCCAACGCCCUCUGCUUCAACGCUCCAAUUUCCAUGAAGGAGGCCUCCUCUGGGGACGAGGGCUGCGAGGACGGGGACUGGGUCUGGUACCCGCUGGAAGGGCUGCCUGGACUGGGGCUGGAGCCCCCCGAGGAGCCUGCGUACAGGAUGACUCCUCCAGCUGGAGAGACAAGAGCCUUGAGUUCCCUGUUCAACACACUCUGUCCCGCAAGAUAAAAGAACUACUAUAUGAUCAUUUAUCAAAUCAAUAUGACCAUGUUCAUCCAGUAAGACGUACAUUUAUUCUGGGUGCAGAGGACAAGUCUUCUUUUUGUUCCAUGACUGAAGAACCACUGAACACAUAGAGACAUCUGUGGUGGAUUUACUGACAGAUGUGGGUUUCUUUCUUUUUAAGACCACAGGAAAUUUGACGUUUCUCCUCCAAUGAACUUUAUGUUACAAAUCUGACCAUUAUUUGCCAAAUUUUACACCCACCCAAAAUGAAAUAUGCCCCAAAAAAGCCCCUCAUUUCUAAACAAACAUCUUGAUCUAUUGUGGAACGUGAUCAUCAUUACUUGAACAGAAUAAAAGAUAAUGAAAAACACUCAAUUCUGACAUAGUUCAGCCCUUAUUGGUCGUGAUCCUUAUUACUACAUUCAGUGGAUGUCUUUUCUCUCCUCCUUUACUGUAUCUUCACGUCGUGUAUGGUCCUCAUGAUACGUCUCACGGAUGUACCUCCCUGUCUGUGGCGGUCUUCGUCUAUACUGUGUGAUGCCGGACUGUUGUCCACGAUUGACUCAUUUAAAAACGGUUCCAUAACGAAGCGCCACUGAACGGAGCGAGGCUGCGCAGAAACGAACUGCUGAUGCGUUCAGGGGGGUCGCGGUUGCACAGGAAGUUGCGCAGCCUCACAAGAAGAGCAAUGUUUUGUCGCUCCGCUUGCGCGCAUGCGCGGUGCCUCGGCCUCACGUGUCAACAACUCGUCUCCCUCUUCCGCGCCAAAAAUAGCUCCCUCCCAGGCACGGAGCCACCGCCGCCGUCACCGCGACACCUGACCGCCGCUCACAUGCGCGGACCUCCUGACACCGUUCCUGUCCGACAGACCCACGCACCUCUCUCUCUCUCUCACACACGCACACGUCAUCGGGCUUUGUCUCCCUCCUCUCCCUCACGCACGCGGGGUCACGUUCUUGCGGACCGCGGGGCCGUGUGUUGGUGACGCGGUGCACAAC
This is a messenger RNA of Synchiropus splendidus (mandarinfish), 6168 nucleotides long. RefSeq names its product major facilitator superfamily domain containing 5 (gene slc61a1). Lineage: Eukaryota; Metazoa; Chordata; Actinopteri; Syngnathiformes; Callionymidae. Gene Ontology annotation, biological process: molybdate ion transport. Gene Ontology annotation, cellular component: membrane. Gene Ontology annotation, molecular function: molybdate ion transmembrane transporter activity. Bases 159 to 1589 code for a protein of 476 amino acids. The record is from RefSeq and is a predicted model, not a curated record. The transcript is spliced from 2 exons.